Molecule: messenger RNA, 1239 nt
Organism: Fusarium pseudograminearum CS3096
Lineage: Eukaryota; Fungi; Ascomycota; Sordariomycetes; Hypocreales; Nectriaceae
Exons: 1
Coding region: 1-1239 (412 amino acids)
Source: RefSeq, a predicted model, not a curated record
AUGGCUAUCCAGGUUCAAACCCAGGUGGAGGAGCACUAUCCCACCCGCCACGCCCUCUCAUGCGUGCUCAUGCGCGCAGGCACAUCAAAGGGUCUCUUCAUCCACCGCAAAGACCUUCCCCAGAAGGAAUCUGAGUGGGCUCCACACCUGAUCUCAGCUCUCGGAUCACGAAACAACGACGCGAAGCAGGUCGACGGUGUUGGCGGUGGUUCAUCAACAACUUCAAAGGUUGCUGUGAUUGCGCCUUCGGACCGCGAGGAUGCUGAUGUCGACUUUACCUUUGUUCAAGUCGCCGUUGGCAAAGAGUCCGUCGACUUUUCCGGCAACUGUGGAAACAUGAGCUCUGGUGUUGGUCCCUUUGCUGUCCAAGAGCGUCUUGUCACUCCCCAACAAGGACAAACAACGAUUGAUGUCAGAAUCUUCAACACAAACACCAGCAGAAUUAUUGUCGAGACUGUCGAGAUAGACCGAAACGGCGACUUCAAGGAGGAUGGCGACUUCUUCAUUCCCGGUGUUAAGACCUCCGGCAGUGAAAUCAAGUGUGCCUUUGUUGAUCCCGCCGGUAGCAUGGUCGGCUGCUUGUUCCCCACAGGCAACAAGCAAGACUGGCUCGAGGUUGAUCCCUCAGCUCAGUUGCCCAACGUUGCGCCAUUCAAGAUCCGUGCGACAUUGAUUGACGCCGCCAACCCCUUCGUCAUGGUCAGCGCCGCAUCUGUCGCCGAACAUCUCAAGUCAGAUGACGUCCCUGAGACAAAGCACGCUCUUGUUGAGGCCAUUCGUUGCCAAGCAGCCGUAGCAAUGGGACUCGCGACAAGCACCCAGGCCGCCGGUCUAACACGCGGUACUCCCAAGAUCGCUAUUCUGUCACCACCAAAGCGAUCCCCCGACAGCAAGACCCCCGAUAUCUUUGUCCUGUCUUACUCCAUGGGUCUGCCCCACCCCAGUUUCCAACUCACAGGCGCCGUCUGCCUUGGCUCAGCAGUCAGCAUCCAGGGCACCAUCGCCGCAGAGCUAUCAGCCAUGGUCGAGGGACCCCCUACACCUGAGCGAACACCAUCACCUGUGUCGCAAGAGGAUCAGCGGGAGACCAUGUCCAACAAGAGACAAGUGCUGAUUGAGCACGGCAAGGGAACGAUCCCUGUGCUUGUGGAGAAGAAGGGCGACGAUGAGAUUGCCAGUUGUGCCGUUUCACGAACAGCGAGAAGGCUUUUUGAAGGUCGCGUUAUUUACUAUUUGUAA